This is a messenger RNA of Fonsecaea multimorphosa CBS 102226, 3111 nucleotides long. RefSeq lists its product as uncharacterized. The transcript has a single exon. The record is from RefSeq and is a predicted model, not a curated record. Bases 1 to 3111 code for a protein of 1036 amino acids. NCBI's taxonomy places the organism in Eukaryota, Fungi, Ascomycota, Eurotiomycetes, Chaetothyriales, Herpotrichiellaceae.
AUGCAUGCUUCUCAACUUCUGGCUUGGACGGUGCUGGGAUGGGCUUUCGCCUCAGGAGUUUACGCUCAACCUGGACCGGGAAUACAGAAGCGACAGGAUAGUACCAACACCAACUUUCCGUCCCUUACGACCGGUUCCCCAAGUGCUUCGAUAGGUUCUUCCGCCUCGACAAGCAACACGGCUACUUCAUCUGUACCAACUUCGACGCAGGGCGUCCAGCAGUCUGGUCCAGCAUCGACGACUUCGGCUGGGAGCUCACAUUCGGAUACCUCCUUGCCUACCACGAAGCAUCUCUCCAGCACAAGCCCGGCCGUGCAUACCGCUUCUAGCACUCCUUCCAGCAACUCGACGACCAGCUCCACCGACAAAGAAUCGGAUGCGCUGCCCAUCCACCCUCGACUUACCCCGGCGUUUGGGAUCGCUGGGGUGUUUCUCAUUGUCCUGGGCGCGACUUAUGCUCUGAUUGGUGUCAAAACCAGAUGGGUACAGAUCUUUUUGUCAUGCGCAUUCCUGGCAAGCAUAGCGACAACAGCACUGGUUGACUAUGUGAUGAACCCGCCGGUGACAGAUGCUGUCCAAGGAGGCUUUUUCGUAGCGAUUUUCAUGACUGGUGCCGUGUUCGGAGGUGGUGCUCUGGUGUUCAAAGAAGUCACCGAAGGCUUUGCUUGUCUCUUGGGCGGGUUUUGCUUCAGCAUGUGGUUGCUGACAUUGCGAGCCGGUGGGCUAAUCACCAGCUCAGGGGGAAAGGGGGCCUUUAUCGGGAUCUUCUGUGUGGUUUUCUGGGCGCUGUCUUGGACCAGCUACACUCGCCCUUACGCACUAAUUGGGUCGAUCUCAUUUAGUGGAGCAACUGCUUUCGCCUUGGGCAUCGACUGCUUCACCAGGGCCGGAUUGAAGGAAUUUUGGUUUUAUAUCUGGGAUCUCAACGACAACCUCUUCCCUUUGAACACCACCACCUUUCCAUUAACCAAGGGCAUACGGGUCGAAAUAGCCGUGAUUGUGAUCUGCACCAUCAUCGGGGUCCUUUCGCAGCUCAAGCUCUGGAAAGUCGUCAGUUCUAAGCAAAGAGAGAAAGGGCAGCUUGACGAAGAGGAUUUUCGACAGAGGGAAGCAGUGGAAGCCGCCCUGGGGCGUCAUCUUGAACGGCAGAACGAGCGCGACAAGUCUGAAUGGGAAAGGCAGUAUGGUGAUCGACUCUCGAGUAAACGCAACACUGUCCUGUGGCAGAAUGCUCAUCCGGAAAAAAGAUAUUCGACAGUGUCAGUUGUUGCACUCGAGCAGGCGGCCGAUUCGAGUUCUUCUGAAAGCGUAGAAAUGAACGCUUUUGGCCCCAAGGGAGCCUCUUCAACAUACGGAUCAAAAAGCAAGCGGCAGAGCACCUUUGCAGUCGACGUGAUUGAGGAGGUGGAAGAGGAUGCGGAGGCUGUCGCCAACAAAGAACGACAGAAAGCACUCCAGGCCUUGGAAAACGCCCGAACUCCGCUUGGAACGGAGCGGAAAGGCAGUGGCGGUUCUUCUGCAGCUCAGAGUACUCGCAGCGCUUCGAAAGAUGUGAGCCCCAACGAAGAUGCCUUCAACGAUCAGUCAGGCACAGUCGGUGGGUCGUCCAAGCUUAAACGAGGUUCUCAGCCGUCGCUAUCUCGCCGGUCGAAAUACUUGAGCGCGAAUUAUGGUAGCGGUAACUCUGAAUCGCAAGAACAUCUGAUCGACGGUGAAAGACCCCUGAGUAGGGCUUCUUCAGCUGCAGCGACCAUGGAUGUGGACAAUGAAGAGCUGGAUGUGGAUGCUUUGGACGUUGACCUCGGUCAAGAUCCGUCAUUGCCGCCAGAAAUUGUCAUCUCGCCCGUAGCUGGCCCAUCAAGUGCGGUCCUGCGGUCAUCAGAGAACCGGGAGAAUGCCGCUACUGAUGUGCAAGGUGCUGAAGGGUCAAUUGUUGGUGGGAGCUUGGAGCUUGAACGCCUCCUUGUGGACCACGGUGGCCCCUCUGCUAAUGGUGGUUCUAGCUUGGACGACGGACUGAAACCCGAGGGAAGCGAUACGAAGACGGACACGGGGGAUGUGAAGAAGUCCCAGUCGCAGACAUCCGACGCUACCAACUCCAGCGCAGAUACCCUGACCAAAACUGCUCUCGCCUCAGUUCCUAGCCAGCUGUCGAGCGUAGUGUUGUCAUAUCGGACCAAUGAAUGGGCAAAGCAUAUUACCAUGGCCGACGAACCAAUCUAUGACGAGCCCGAGACCAUUGAGGGAAUUGACGACGAAUUGCCAACCCAAUUGGCAUCGGUCACCACGCCCCCCAAGAAGGUUGCAGCAGAGCCUCCUGUGGAAUUGCCGCCAACAACCAUGUUACCACUCACGGUGAGAGCGGGUGGGUCUGGUGUGGGCGUUGCUUCCAAGCCGCUGUCAGGCAAACGGUCGGUCUCGGAUCAAGAGCGCCGUCGCAGCACGGGCAGACUGCCGUCACAGUCGGCAUCGACACAAUCGUUGAAGCACUCCAACAGCCGAGGCGGGCGGAACUCUCUCAACCCAACAAUGCAAAACUCACUUGUCUCGACACCGAUCGAUGAAGAUGCCCCCAUGGAAUUCACAAACCCCAAGAGGGCGAGUCGACGCAUGUCGGCCCCGUACCAGAUGCCGCAGCGCAGCAACAGCGGAACGCGGCCGCAUACUGCCUACGGUACUGCAAGCCCGCCUUCAGGUAGCGUGUACGACCUGCCUCAAAUGAUGCGGCCAACGAGCCAAGACAGCAACAGGGGUGGUAUUUCGCUUGGGACUCGACUUGAAUCAUACAACUCGCACCAGCCGCCUCAGCGGGACCACAGGAGCGACGCACAGAAGCGAGAGUCUCUGCUUGCUGAAUGGCGGCUGUCACAACAACAUCGGGCUGCGAGCAAGGGCAUUAAUGGAGCGAUGGCGGAAUCAGGACAUGCUAAAAUGAAGGUAGAGAAAGAGAACCAGAGACUGAUGGAAGAAUAUCAACGGAGCGUGCAGCAAAGGAAACAGUUGAUGAUGGAUCAAGUCAUGAGACGGCCGGACAUGCAAGAGCUGCAUCGUGAGGCGAUGCGCAAGAUGCAAGCAGGAGCUAAUAAGAACCUGGGAGGUGGAAGAGGUUGA